Molecule: messenger RNA, 558 nt
Organism: Carica papaya (papaya)
Lineage: Eukaryota; Viridiplantae; Streptophyta; Magnoliopsida; Brassicales; Caricaceae
Source: RefSeq, a predicted model, not a curated record
AUGGGCAGAAAAGCGUUGUGCUCCAAGAAUGGAAUGAAGAAAGGAGCUUGGACAGCCAUGGAGGAUCAAAUUCUCACGGAUUACAUCAAAAUUCAUGGAGAAGGAAAAUGGGGAAACAUCCCCAUCCAAACCGGGUUAAAAAGAUGUGGAAAAAGUUGCAGACUUAGAUGGUUAAAUUAUCUAAAACCCGACAUCAAGAGAGGUAAUAUAUCUGAAGAAGAAGAGGAUCUCAUCAUUAGACUUCAUAAACUUUUAGGCAACAGAUGGUCCCUUAUAGCAGGUCGACUUCCGGGGCGAACAGAUAACGAAAUAAAAAAUUAUUGGAACACUACUUUGGCAAAAAAAAUAAAAUCAAAUGAACAAUCUAAAGAUAAAGAGUUACAAAUCAAUCAAAGAAAAGAUCUAUCUCUUGAUAGUUGCACCACAGUAUCGAAUACUCCCAAGCCCUCGUAUGAGAAUAGUUAUUUAGAAUUUGAUAGUGGAGAUCAAUUCUUGUUCUCAGAUAUUUCUGACUUUGAAUUUUGGAAGAUUUCUCAGUUUUUCUCCGGAUCAAUAUAA